This is a messenger RNA of Oppia nitens, 1292 nucleotides long. RefSeq names its product E3 ubiquitin-protein ligase TRIM39-like. The record is from RefSeq and is a predicted model, not a curated record. NCBI's taxonomy places the organism in Eukaryota, Metazoa, Arthropoda, Arachnida, Sarcoptiformes, Oppiidae. Gene Ontology annotation, molecular function: metal ion binding. The coding region runs from base 71 to 1270 and encodes 399 amino acids. The transcript is spliced from 2 exons.
UAAUAUAGUCGGGUUAGAAAAAAACAUUAAUUUUAUUGUUGUUUGUUUGUUUGGUCACUACUACUGGAUAAUGGUUGGCCACUGUACGGACCGAUUUGAACAGUUAGCUGAUAACCAACGUCUCAAACAGGAGCUGUUGUGCGGCAUUUGCCGGGAAGUCAUUGCCGAUGCCAUACAAACACAAUGCUUAGGCAAACAUAACUUUUGUUACGAUUGUCUCACUUUAUGGCUGUUGUCAGGAACGGACACCAAAGUGUGUCCAGAAUGUCGACAAUCGUUGACCACCAGAAACAGUGGUCAACUGCUGCCGAAUCAUAGUGUCAUAGAGUUAGUUCCCGGCGUAUGGGUUGAACGUAAUCGUACAUUGAAUAACAUUAUCCAGGGAUUGAACACCCGAUGCGACUAUCACUGGAACGGCUGUCAAGUGUCGAUGCCGUUGGACACUAUCGAUGGCCAUAUUGCCGAAUGUUCUAAACGUUUGUGUCAAACGUGUGACCAACAGCUGGUUGUUGGCCUAACGCGCGACGAACACUGCUGUGUGGAUGCACUGAAAUCGGCGGUCGUAGAGAUGACCGGCCGAUACCAACAGUUAACCACCGAUAAGAGUCAACUUCAGCAACGCUUUUCCGCCCAUAAGAAAGUCUUAGAGCAACGACUCAAGCAAUCGGUGAUCAAUUUUAAGCGACUGAAGACAACAGACAUGAAGUAUAAUCAAGUGGUUGCCUGUUGUCAAUCGUUUUACCGAAAGUUUCAAGAAAAACGUCGACAACUUAAUGAUAUGGAAAGUCAAUUAAGAAGUCUAUUACCGACGGAAACUAGUGGUAACCUAACAACAACUGUUGAUGACAUCAAUUGUUGCCUGAUUUGUGACCAAACUCUCGGUAAUCGGCCACUGAUUGCGUGCAGUAAUACUAUUUGUUCGACCAAAUUUCAUAUGACUUGUUUAGGACUCGAUCAUAGACCCGAUGAUUUCAAAUGUCCCAAUUGCUAUACACAAGUGUCGGCGACGACAACUAUACCUAAUACAGCAAUUAAUCAGUUAAUCACUAGCCAAUCAAAUCGAGGACAGCCACCGCCACCAUCAGCAACACGACCACUGGCCGCCACCACUACCACCGCAUUCAGAUUGACCGGACCUCAAACAGCCCGGCGUAGCAUUGGACCUAUCGGUAUAGCAUAUAUUAAUAGAUACCAGUCCCAGAGAUCGCCAACACGGACGCGACAAAUGGCGCGGCGGAGCACCGGCCCGAGGAUAUAUAGAUAUCCAUAAAUAAUAAUAAUAAUAAUUGCUA